UUACAAUUGGCUGCGGUACGGCUCUAAUAUUUGAAUUACUCACGUUGUCUAGCCUUGAUUUUUAACUGAUCAUUUGAGAGGACAUUCGAAGAAAGUUCAAAAACCGAGAUCAAACCGUUUACGUCUGGAGUUCCGUUUCUCGCACCGAGUAGCGAAUUACUGGAAUUCUCUACCGGAACACGUAAUAUCAGCACCGUCUGUUAAUAUAUUCAAAACGAGGUUGGACCUCCACAGUAUUACAAACUGCAAGGAUUAAUAUAGGUCGAUAGACCUAUCCUUAUUACUGAAGACUAAUGACCAUUGCAUUACAUGGGGUGUGACGAUUUACGGUCAUUAAUUAAGUUUUCAUUGGGUACUUAUAAGUGGUUCUAAUCAAACCCAUGUAAUUGUAUGGUAGUAAAUUAAAGGGUAUUUCACACAUAGAUAACGUUCUCGAAAAUAUGCUUUAAUAAUUAGUGUGGAUACAGGUACAAUACUGGUAAUUCAACGACCAGUUUUCCACUUCUACAUUUGUCUCACGCUCAACGCCAUUGCGUAAAUAAUUAAUAAUGUCUAGUCAACCGAUAUCCAGACAUCGGAAGCAGCACUUUCCUCGUUUAGAACGUCGAAAAUUAAUUACUCCUCUAUCUCAGAAUCUCCCUCUCCAAGAAUAUGAUUCAGAUGAAGAUCCAGUUUAUAUUUCUAAACAUCCACGAAGUUCAUUAAUAUCCACUAGUCAUAAACCAUUCCGUCCAGUCAAAACAGAUUCAAAAGAUACCAAUGGAUCGUCUGGUCGUCCUGACAAACGUGCUAGAGAUGAACACAAUGAACAAGAACGUAGUCGUCGACGUGAACUUGCUGUUAUUUAUGAAUUGAUUCGAUGUAGUUUUUCAAAUGAUGAUUUACGAUAUCUUGGUCAUUGUAAUGGUCCUAAAUCAGUUGAUAAACUAUCAUAUCCACAAGUUUUACAAAUAGCCUAUCAAUUAUUACGUGAAGAACAGCAUAAUUUGACUUUAUUUGAAAAAUCUUUAAAUGAUCUAAAAUUAAUUGAAAAAGAAUUUGUCCGUGCCGGUCUCCCAGUACCUGAAAGGCCUAAAUGUCCUUAUAUAUUAGAUACUUAUCGAAAAAUGGUUCAACUUGUCGAUAAUUUACUACGUCAUGACAAACUUGCUCGAUCUGUUGAUGGUGUUUAUGAGGUGACUCCUGCAGAACGUGCAGCUAUUGGUGAUCAAGAAAUGUCAUUUCUUUUACCACGUUCACAUCAUACAUCUACUAGUACUAGUAGUACAACAGAUUAUUCCGAUCGAAUCAGAGGACGAAGAUCGUUUAACCUUAUCAAUCGGUCAAAUUAUACUGAUAAUUAUUUAGAACGAGAUGAUACAAGGAGUUGUUUUUCUAAUUGGUCAAAUGUUUCUGCAACUCAAUCCAAAUUCAAACGCUCCUCUUCUUCCGCGUCUCUUGAUUAUGGCGCAGAGGAUGACACUGACUCAAAUCUCUUACCACCUACACCUCCAUCGAUUAAUCAUCUGUGUAGUACUACUUCUACUUGUAAUAAUGAUAAUAAUAAUAAUAAUAGUAGCAACCAAUGGUUAGGUAAUCCUGAAUUCCUGGAUAUUUUAUCCGAACUCAAAGAAGAUCCUGAUAGCAGGAAUGAAUUUGAAACACCAACUGAAGAAAUUGAUGAUGAUGUAGAUGUUGAUGGUCUUUUGUUGAAUUUCAUCUCGGAUGAAACACUUAACUAAAUUGUCUUUAAAUAAACUACACGUGUAUAUGUAUAUAGAAAAUUAUGUGUAUUCAUAUCUUUGCUUUUCAUCAUGUUGUGCCUUCUUAUUAUUAUCUUCCAUUUAAAGUACAUAUAUAUAUAUUUUCCUACCGUUUAUUACAUUUCAUUAUUGUUACUAUUAUUAUUAUUAUUAUUAUUCCCGAUUUAGCUUUAUUGUUUUGUAUUGCUUUCUUCUAUAUUCUUUAUAACUCAAUAGUGUCUAUGUAUGUACUUCAUUAUUAUCAUUAAUUUACUUAUCAUCACUAGUGUUUCAUAAGUACAUUCAACAAGAACUUUACAACACUGAAAUAUGCUUCAAUUACCAUGUUCAUGUUGCAUUACACACACAUUUAUAUAUAUAUAAAUCAUGUUUUUGACAGACAUUGUGGAUCAAAGUAAUUACCUUGUGUUUUCUUUUUUUUUAAUCUUACACUUAUCGUUGUAGUAGCCUUAGUGUGUGAGUGAGUGUGAGUGAGUGUGAGUGAGUGAGUGAGUGAGUGA
This is a messenger RNA of Schistosoma curassoni, 2242 nucleotides long. The record is from the annotation of a GenBank genome assembly. NCBI's taxonomy places the organism in Eukaryota, Metazoa, Platyhelminthes, Trematoda, Strigeidida, Schistosomatidae.